Molecule: messenger RNA, 2449 nt
Organism: Larimichthys crocea (large yellow croaker)
Lineage: Eukaryota; Metazoa; Chordata; Actinopteri; Sciaenidae
Gene: psap
Product: prosaposin
Exons: 16
Coding region: 125-1741 (538 amino acids)
Biological process (GO): sphingolipid metabolic process
Cellular component (GO): lysosome
Source: RefSeq, a predicted model, not a curated record
CAGUGAGACAUCAUAAAGGCAUCAACAAGCCUCCCCCUCCUGCAUUGCAGUGCUCAGCGCCGUCCCUCAGCCUACUUUCAAAGCCGAAACAAACACACAGACGAGCCGGGGAAACAGCGCAGUCAUGCUGCUUCUAACUCUACUCUUCGUGUCUUCAGCCGUAGCGACCCCUCUGCUCGGCACUGAGCAGUGUGCUCGUGGCCCCCCCUACUGGUGUCAGAAUGUAAAGACGGCGUCUCUGUGUGGAGCUGUGACUCACUGCCAGCAGAACGUGUGGAACAAGCCCCAAAUGAAAACCGUGCCAUGUGACUUGUGUAAAGAGGUGUUGAUGGUGGUGGAUCAGAUACUGAAGGACAAUGCCACUGAGGGUGAGGUUCUCGGGUACCUGGAGAAGGCCUGCCAGCUCAUCCCUGAUCAAGGUUUGGCCGCAGAGUGCAAGGAGAUGGUGGAUAACUACUACCCCAUCCUCAUGGGGAUCAUUAAAGGAGAACUGGAGGAUCCUGGUGUGGUGUGUGGGGCCAUUGGCCUGUGUCAGUCUCAGCAGGCAGCCCUGGCAAAGGCUCAUGCCCAGGAGCAGCUUACGUCCAAUGAAAUCCCCCAGAUUGACCUUUCCCAGCAAGUGGUUCCCUUCCUCCUCAAUGUGCCUGAGCUCCUUUAUCCUCAGGAGGCCCCCAAACAAGAGAAGCAGGAAAGCGAUACCGUGUGCCAGGACUGCAUCAAGUUCCUGACCGAUGCCCAACAGGAAGCAAAGGACAACACAUCAUUUAUCGAUUCUCUUAUUGAGAAUAUUGAGAACCAGUGUGACCUGCUGGGGCCAGGCUUGUCUGCAAUGUGCAAGCAGUACAUUAAGCAGUAUUAUCCUGAAAUAAUUGUCUGUUUCUAUCCUCAGCAACCCAAAGAUAUCUGUGUCCAUGCUGGGUUCUGUACUGCUACAAAGAAGUCCACUCCCAUGCUCAAGCUUCUGGCUGCCAAGACUGUACCUGCUGCCAAGACUGUACCUGCUGCCAAGCUUUUCCCUGCUGCCAAGCUUUUCCCUGCCACCAAGGUGGAGUCGGUUGCUGACAAAUCUGCUCAGAAAAUGGUGCGUGUCCGUAAUUCCGCGGGAUGCGCCAUCUGCGAGUUUGUGAUGAAACAGUUGGAGUCUAUGCUGGAAGAUCAGACAACAGAGGAGGAGGUGAUUCAAGCUGUGGAGAAGGUGUGCACAUUCCUGCCCGACUCUCUGAAGGGCCAGUGUAAGGACCUGAUUGAGACCUAUGGCCAGGCCAUCAUUGAGCUGCUGGUGCAGCAGGCUGACCCCAAGACUGUCUGCACAGUGUUGGCACUCUGCAAUGACGCCAAACGUGUAUAUGUCGCUGUACUCGACCAGACUCGCUUUAAGGUUGGUGGCUAUUGCGAGGUGUGCAAGAAGGCCAUUACGUACGUAGAAGAGAUCCUGGAGAAGAACGCUACAGAGGCACAGAUCGAGGAGGCUGUGAGGAAAGCAUGCAGCUUCCUGCCCGAAUCUCUCCAGGCUGAGUGUGACCAGCUGGUUGAACAAUAUGAGCCAGUGCUCGUCCAGCUGCUGCUUCAGAUGCUGGACCCAGACUUCGUGUGCAUGAAAGUGGGAGCCUGCCCAGAAAGAGAGCACAGGCUGCUGGGAACAGAGCAGUGCAGCUGGGGACCUGCAUUCUGGUGCAUGAACAUGGAGACAGCAACUCGGUGCAAUGCUGUGGCUCACUGCAAACGCCAUGUGUGGGUAUAGAGGAAGAGGCACAAACUGACCUGUAGGGAAUUUCAAGAAGAAAAAAAAUACUGUAGUGCUGCUUCCCACUUUUAAUUUGUGUCCUGUUUUGUUUGUUUUGGUUUUUUCUUUUCUUUUUUAAUGGACUUACAUGACUGCAGUUUAUGAUUUAAUUAAUUGGAUGAUGUCAUGGUGGAAAGGGACUGGCUAUUGUUUUUUCCGAGGGGGGGGUAGGGGAAGGAGUGGUUAUGUGUAUCUUGGCCUGUUACUGCUUCACUGAGCAGAAUUCUCAGAGCUUCACUGUCAGUAAUUGCAAAUUUGCAUCACGUGGGUGUUGGAUUGCUUGAUGGGUGCAGUGAUACUAAAGCCUCACAUGUUGUAUAAUGUAGACAACAUGGUGGGUGUUUGAUGCCCCCCCUCCCCUCAGCUACAUGUGAUUCCUGACUGCACUGUGCUAAGAAUGACUGGCAUUACUUUUAGCAGUAUGUCUGAUCCUUAAAACAAAACUUAUUUUGUAGAAAAAAGUUUCGUGGUGUUGUUUUAAGGAGCUGAUAUAGAGGUAAUUAUUCUGUGCCUCCCGCUUACCUCCCAGUGUUUGCACUCUUCCUACUGUUUGUAAAUCACUGCAUUUCUAACAUUUUGAAUUCAAUUGUUGUCUGCUUUAAACCCUGAGCCAACUGUUGGCUGAGCUGUACAUUUUUAACAAUUAAAAUGAUCCCAAUCCACUCA